CCUACGGGUAUUGACCGCCGAGUGAGAGGGCCUCGACCGGACUUCUCCCGCGCUAAGAUCAGGUUGUCCUGAGAAAAAUAACAUGAGAACCUUUUAAACCCAUAAUAAAAUUGUGAUUAGUUUUUCCAGGAGCUGUAUCACCCCGAAGGGCUGAAUGGUAACACAAGCUCUGAAAGCGGGCCCAACCCCAUGAUUGAAGGCGUUUCCCACACUCUCAAGAUUGGACGGCGCAAAAGGCUUAUAAUAUGACAGGCCACCAAAGAGAACUGAAUUGUGACUGUAAGUGGAAACCCAACGUGGGAGCUUGGAAGUGCGCAUAUACGAGUACAAACGGGGCAGACACUGUAACAGGACCACUCGGUAACAAGGACACUCUGUAUUAUCACGCCCCAAAGGGUAAAGAGGGAUGGGAUGGUCCUUUUCCAAAUGGGACGUGGGCCCUAAAGGGACAUUAUUGGGUGUGUGGCAAACAUGCUUACAAGAGGCUAUCCGGAAACUGGUCGGGAAUAUGCUAUGUGGGGUACAUAAGACCCUUGUUCUUUUUAUUGUCACAAACACAAGGAAAUCAUUUAGGAAUAAGAUUAUAUGAUGACCUGAACAGAAUGAAACGAUCUAUUGAUACUUCCUUAGCCGGGGGUAGUGCCCAAAAAUGGGGAAAGGAUGAAUGGCCUCCUGAAAGAAUCAUACAGCAUUAUGGGCCAGCUACCUGGAACCCGAAUGAGUUGGUAUCAGGAGCCCGAGAACCUAUUUAUAAUUUGAACGGAAUAAUUAGGUUGCAAGCUAUCCUCGAAACUGUAACCAAUCAAACAGCGACGGCCUUGGAUCUUCUGGCUGAUCAAUCCACUCAGAUGAGGAAUGCUAUCUUUCAACAUAGAAUGGUCUUAGACUAUUUACUAGCAGAAGAAGGGAGAGUGUGUGGAAAACUGAACGAUUCUAAUUGUUGUUUACAGAUUGAUGAUAAUGGAAAAGUGGUUAAACAGAUAACAAAGGAAAUUAGAAAGCUAGCCCACGUCCCAGUACAAACUCAGAAGGGUAUGGAUUGGGAUUUCUUUUCGUGGUUGCCCGGUGGACCAUGGGUUAAAAGGAUGCUAUUUUUAUUUUUAUGUGGUGUAAUGACGUUAUUGUUUAUACCUUGUAUGACACCUUGCUUUACGUUGUUGAUACGGCAAAUAAUAAAUAGCACCCAAUUUGUGAUGACUUUGGUAGAGAAAAAAGGUGAUGUGUCAAUAAUGAUGCUUAAGAAAUGGACUCCCCGAGAACUGACUGAUGAAAUCCAAUUGUUACUAACAAAGGUUGAAGAAGAGACACGAAUUGAUGAUAUUAAAAAGAAGGUGAGGGAUUGUAAGGAAUGGUCCAGCAAUUCGUGCUACUAAGGGAUUUGAAGGGUUAACAUUGAGGCCUGGGUUUAGGUGAUAAGAGAACAAAGGGAUUUUUUAGAGAAAAACUGCUGACUGCUGCACAGGAUGUGCAGUAGUUUCUGACAUCUGGCCCAGAGGCCACCAAAUAAGGAGGAAGGGGGAGCUGAAGGACGAUUGAAGGGCAAAAUCUGGGAGGAAGACCAUGAGCCUUCAGCACGAACGACCCCCGAGAGACCACCAGAGACUGAUACACAGGCGCCCCUGGGAGGGCUUCGGAUUCGGGAAACCAAUUAUAAUAACCCUGCUUCUUCUAGAAGUAGUAAUGAAUAUGUAUUAACCUAGGAGCAUAAAAAUCAGCCGCCUUACGUAACGGGUGUGCGUCUUGGUGGAGCAGAGACUCCCGGCGCACCCAGCGCUGUUUGCUUGCCUCUAUUCAUUUAAUAAAUUGUAAACUUUGAUUGCAGUCCUAUUUGGGACUCAGUCAUUUAUAACAG
Molecule: messenger RNA, 1852 nt
Organism: Cygnus olor (mute swan)
Lineage: Eukaryota; Metazoa; Chordata; Aves; Anseriformes; Anatidae
Product: endogenous retrovirus group 3 member 1 Env polyprotein-like
Exons: 2
Coding region: 246-1373 (375 amino acids)
Source: RefSeq, a predicted model, not a curated record